GUGGCAUCUCAUUACAGGGAACAAUUGCAUCGAAGCGACAGCGUGGUUCGAUUUGUCGCCGGGUUUCGGCGGGCCCUCGGGCUUGCAGUGCUUGUUUUUCUGGGAUUUGCAGGUGUUGUUUUUUCUGGUUGAGAUCAUGUCGGCACCACCACAACAGCCGAUGGAUCUUCAGGUGAUUGCUCAGAUGCUGGAGCAAAUCGCCAAGAGCCAGGCCGAUCAGCAGGGCCAGAUCAAUCACCUUGGUGCUGCUGUCACAGCUUCUGGACAGGUUGUUCAAGGAACUCAGCAGACUACAGAGCAAGUGGUUACAGAAGUUGUGCAACAAGUGCAGCAGGCCUUUCAAGCUGGAAAUCAGGCCCAUCAAGACCAAUUGACCCAAUUCGCACAAGGUUUUCAGACAGAGCAGCAGUCUCAACAACAGCAGAUCCAGCAGAUUGCGCAGGCGAUCAGCGGGCUUCAGCAACAGGUGCAGAAUGUGUCCAAUGCGACUGCUGCAGCUAUGGGUUCAGGCGGAGUGCAAGGUGUGGCGUCACCACCAGGGUCACCACCACAUCCCCCACCAGGAGGUGGUGCUGGAGUUGUGGGGUCGCCUCAAGUCCCUGGAACAGGACAACAAGUUCCAGCUCAAGAUGGCGGUCUUCCACAUCAAGGUGCAUCAAGUGCCGGCGUGCCUCCAAUGCCGGGUGGUCCUCCAUUGACAGGAGGUGGUGGUGGACCUUCGAUCUACAAUAUGAACGGCGGUGUGGGCUUUCAGAAUGCCGCCGGAAGUGCAAUGAGUCCAGCAGUAGCAUAUGCAAUGCAACAGGGUGGUGUGGACAACAGGGCUCUUGGGAAACCACCAGCCUAUGAUCCCUCGAGCACAAAAGUUUCCUUUCAGGAUUGGUCAGAUCAUGUGAUCACAGUUUGUGAUGGAGCUAUGCCUGGAAUCUUCGAGGUGAUGGAAUGGGUGGUCAACACUCAGCCUCGGCACAAUUUGGAUGCUGGGGUUUUGAAGGUCACCUUUCCUGGAAUCGAUGGGCUGCUCAUUGACUAUGCUGAGUCGAAUGUCUAUGCCAUCCUAAGCACAUACACCACUGGGGAGGCGAGGAGCCUUGUCAGACAAGCUCGUCGUCCUCAUGGAAUGGAAGCUUGGAGACUUCUUCAGAUGCGUUUCAACCCAGUUACACUUGGCAGACAGCGUGCGCACCUCAUCAAAAUCACCAACUCGACGGAGAAUGUGCCCUUGGAGAAACUUGGAGCUGAGAUUGUUUCCUGGGAAAAUCGCAUCUGUGACUUUGAGACUGAGAGCAGACCGCCGUCGGACAAAGUUGCAGACAGUGUGAAGAUGGCUGUGCUCACCGCGAUGUGCCCGAAUCGACUGAGGGAGCACGUGCAGUUGAACGCAUCGAGGUUCACCUCGUACUAUGACUUGCGGGAGGUCUUCAGCUUUUUGGAUCACGUGAUGUCAGCAGCUGUGGCACCUAUGGACAUCGGUGCCCUCAAUGUUCAAGGCUGUUGGGAAUGUGGUUCAACACAACACUAUGCCAAAGAUUGCCCCCAGAAGAGCGAAGGCAAAAAGGGCAAGUCGAAGGGUGGCAAGAAUUCCGGCAAAGGCAAAUCUGGCAAAGAUGCGGGGAAGAAAGGAAAAGGCAAAGACUUCAACAAGGGCAAGGGCAAGAACUAUGGCGGCUAUGAUGGCAAAGGUGGAAAAGGCAAGAAGGGCCAGGAGUUCAAGUCGCUCAACUCAGUGGCAGAUCCGAGGCUGGGGCAAUUGCAGUCAGCCUAUGCAAAGGCUGCGAUGGAAGCCUACAACAGAGAGCGAAGCACUCCAGCAGUGGUGCCAGCGAUUGCUCCACCGCUUCCAGCGGGCUCUGGUUCUUCGAGUUCAGGGGCUGUGGUUCCAUCUCAGCCCAAGUUUGUUUGCUAUCAGCCGCAGGAUGACCAACAAUACUUUGUGGCUGCGAAUGGGGAUCUUGUUCCAGAGCUCUACAAGGUGCAUCCUGUGAUUGCUACGGAAGAGGGUUUUCUUAGACAGACCCAAUUCAGUGUGGCGAACGUGAACAAGAUCUUGGUCUCAGCAGCUCAGAUUUGCAAUCGUGGCCACAGGAUCAUUUUGGAUCGUCCUGCGCGUUGGUCGUACAUUGAGGAUGGGGACACCGCAGGGAUGAUGAUGCUUGAGCAGAAGGAUGGUGUCUACGUGCAGAAGUUCGCGGCCGUUGUAGCUGUAAGUCCACUGGAAGAGCACACACAGCUCAAUGCAGUUGAUGGUGUUCCAGGCGAUGAUGGUGCAGAUGUUGAUGGAAGUGAGCCGUACGAAGCUACGACUCCUAGAGAUGGUCCAGUCGAUGAUCACCAAGAUGGAGUUAACGAUGAUUUCGAAAUUGGUGUUCCUCGAGAAUUCAUUGAUGAGGAGGAUGACAUUGUUGUGCAUGAAGAGCAUGAAGAUGCAGUGGAGAAAGCGGGGUUGCCAUCACCUUUGCAACCUAUGGCUCAGGAGAUUGAAGAGCACUCCAUUGCCCACGUUCCGUACAGAAGCUGGUGUGAGCACUGUGUUCGAGACAAAGCUAGGACCUCAGCACAUCCUACCAGUGCCGGGCCCAAGUUGGAGGAGAAGAGGGCGACAAUCGCCAUGGAUUACUUCUACUUGGGCAAGCAUGAUGAGGGCAGUUUGCCCAUCCUUGGUGUCGUGGAGGAACUGACGCAGAGAUGUUUUUCGGUGACUCUGCCGAGCAAAGGCUUGGGACAUCAGUACAACCUAGCCAAGUUGGAGAAGUUGGUCAAGGUGCUUGGAGUUCAGUUUGGUGUUGUGAAGAGCGACACUGAAAGAGCUAUGGUGGUACUUCGAGAGGCGGUGCAGGCAAAGUUUCCAAACCUCAGCAGUGAGAAUGCCAUGAAGGGCGAGAGUGCUUCCAAUGGCUUGAUUCGAGGAGCGCGAUGGAAUUUGGAGGAGUUGAAUCAGAUGGUUGGGCUUCCUUGGCAACUGAAGCCGCCAGUUGAGGCUUCGAAGAUAGUUGAAGCUGGUGGUGGAAUCAACUUGGAGGUGGAGUACCAACCGCCAGAAGAGCCGAAGAAUGUGAAGGAGAAGCGCAGAAAGGGCUAUGUGCCUCGGGGUAUCUGCAUUCGUAAAGAUGUAGAGCUCAAGCAGUUCGGCUACACGGAGAACUGCCAUGGUUGCAUUGCAGCAGAGAAGGGUCUUGGACAUCGACAACAUUCAAAUGCCUGCAAAGAGUGGAUUGCUGAGGCUUUGUCCAAGACAGAUGAAGGCCGGCUCAGGCUGGAGUUGAUCAAGAAGCGUGAGGAGGAGUACAUUGUGAAGUACCAGGAGGAGGAAGAGAAAAAGCGCAAGGGAGAACCACUUGCGGAUGCUCCACUGAAAUCCACCAGAGUGGAGGAACCAUCACUUGAGGAUUUGAUCGCAGACAGCGGUCUGGCUGAUGCCCUUGGUCCUGCAGGAGGAGUUGGGCGCCCAUCAGCUGCGGGAAAUCCCGGCGAGCCCAGCACAGCCAUGGAGGAGGCGUUGAGGAGCAGGGGACGUCACUCCCUGCAAUGGACAUCGGUGCACUACGAGUUCUCAGUUUGGGUGAUGGUGGUACAGAGGAAGUCGCCAAGAGUUCAACUUGACUUCCAAAGAGGUGUGAUGGGCUCUGCUGCAGCAUAUGGCGUCACAAAACCAGAAGUUGCUGAACUGUAUUCACCACCAAGAGUCACAGAGUACGGUGCAAGAAAAGGGGUCCUCAGUGGAUUCGCUUUUGACCUCACCACCAAUGAUGAGGACGGCAACCCCUGGGACUUCACCCAAGCGGGGCAGAAGAAAAAGGCUGCAGACAAGAUAGCCCAGAUGGAACCCGAUCUUUUGGUUGGUUCCCCAAUGUGCGGGCCACGUAGCAAUCUUCAACAUCUCAAUGACAAGACCGAGGAAGAUGCAGAGAAGCUUCGGUUGAAAGAGGCUGAAGGUGAGGAACACCUUGAGUUUUGCGUUGAGCAGUAUGUGGAGCAGAUGAAAAGAGGUGGAAUUUUUCUCCAUGAACACCCUCAGACAGCAAGGUCAUGGAAGAAGGGGUGCAUCAAACGAUUGGCUGAACGUGACGAUGUUUUCAUGGUCACUGCCGACCGUUGUCAAUAUGGCUUGAGAAGUCGUGAUCAGUUUGGUGAAGGACUUGCAAGAUGCGGCCAAUGCAACAAAGGAGGAGUGGAAGUUUUCUAUUCCACGUCAUUGCAAAGAAGUUCAAACAAUUUUCUACUAUGUGAAACUGGUUACACUUGGCACCGGCAUGUGCCACUCACUGAUGGCCGAGCGCGCAAUGCGCAAGUUGACCCAGAAGGUCUUGUACGUGCAAUUGUUCAGGGCCUGCUCCGACAUUUGAGGGGCAAAAAGACGUUGUUCUGUGGCGUCAGUGUGGGGCCGGUGAAUCAGGAGAAUGACAUUGAUUUUUCCCUUUUCAAAAAUUCUAAUGAAGAUGACCGGCGGACAUUUGUGGAUGAAGUGAGCGGUAAACCACUGAACACCGCAAUGGUCGAGAAGGCAGGUGAGGAAGAGCUCAGUUUUGCAGAGCGCUACAAUGUUUGGACAUUGGUGCCUACGCAAGAGUGUUGGGACAAUACAGGUGCUGGACCGAUUGGGUCAAGGUGGAUUGACAUCAACAAGGGCGACGACAAAAAUCCGUCCUACAGAUCGAGGCUGGUCAUUCAAGAGGAGAAGUUGAAGGUCAUGUUCAUUGACAUCCGCCGUGCUCACUGGACUGCACGGAUUGAGAGGCUGGUAUACGUCAGACUUCCGGCCGAUGUCUGUGGUGCAGAUCAAUGUGGCCGACCCAACAAGGCCAUGUAUGGUUGCAGGGAUGCGGCUCAAUGGUUACAAUUCAUGGAGAUGACAUCACUUCGCUUGGCACGGAGGAGAACUUUUUUGUGGUUGAAACAGCAAUUGGAGACGAGGUAUGAAUUGAAGUUUGGUGGUCUGCUUGGACCAGAUCGUGGUGACGUGAAAGACGCCAUGAUCCUCAACCGACUGGUGCACUAUGAUGCUGAUUCUGGUGAAACGACUUACGAGUCGGAUCCUCGCCAUGUGCAGAUCCUCCUGAGCGAGUUGAAUUUGAAGGAGGCCAAAGACUGA
Molecule: messenger RNA, 5089 nt
Organism: Cladocopium goreaui
Lineage: Eukaryota; Dinophyceae; Suessiales; Symbiodiniaceae
Source: the annotation of a GenBank genome assembly